Molecule: messenger RNA, 822 nt
Organism: Drosophila sulfurigaster albostrigata
Lineage: Eukaryota; Metazoa; Arthropoda; Insecta; Diptera; Drosophilidae
Gene: EMC8-9
Product: ER membrane protein complex subunit 8/9 homolog
Exons: 2
Coding region: 90-698 (202 amino acids)
Cellular component (GO): EMC complex
Source: RefSeq, a predicted model, not a curated record
UUCAUCUCUAGCACACUGAUAGUUAAUUGAUUGUACAAAGUUACAGGUCAGCUUUUCGGCAAGAAAAAUUUACGAAAUAAUCUGUUGCAAUGAGUGAAUAUGAGUUUUCCGAGACCGCAUAUACUAAAAUCAUAUUCCAUGCGGCCAAAUAUCCACAUCAAGCCGUAAAUGGCCUACUGCUGGCCGAGAAAAAGCCCAAGGGUUCAGUUGUGCAAAUCAUUGAUGCUAUUCCACUUUUUCAUCAAUGCCUGCAGGUCACACCAAUGGCUGAAAUAGCUCUCAUGCAGAUUGACUCGUAUGCCGACAAUGAGGGACUGGUGAUUGCCGGCUACUAUGCGGCUCCAGAGAACUUUUACGACAAUCAAAUUGAAAAGGCGCCCGCUGCCAAGAUUGCGGACAAAAUACAGGAGAAUUUCAAGAACGCAUGCUUUGCGAUAGUCGACAAUAAGCUAGUCACAUUGGAACACAAUCGAUCUGCACUGCAGGUUUACAGUUACUCGAAUGAUUCGAGUCGCUGGUCAAAGGCCAAGCAUUGGUUAACGCAAUCGUCACAGACUCUGGAAGGCGUGUCACUCCUCCUGAAGCGUGGAGCGAUGCGUGAUGUUAUUGAUUUCGAUAAUCAUCUGGAUAAUCCUGAGAAUGACUGGACCAAUCAGUUUCUGAAUCAAUCGCUGAAGGAUCUGCAAAAGUUAUACUAACUAAUGAAUAUUGUAAACCAAUGUGCCACCUUGAGUUAAGUCCUUGGUGUUCCCUGUAUCCCCCUAAGUAUGUUAUAAAUUAUAGCGAAAAUGGUGUUUUUAAAUGAAGGAGCAGAGCCGGAAA